Molecule: messenger RNA, 1578 nt
Organism: Symbiodinium natans
Lineage: Eukaryota; Dinophyceae; Suessiales; Symbiodiniaceae
Source: the annotation of a GenBank genome assembly
AUGCAAAUGCUUUUGUACUUGUCAGGUGCUGCAGCGCUGGCAGGCGCUGGGGCAGCGCGAGCCCGGAACAGCAAGACAAGCAAGACUGCUCGCCGAGCGAAUCUUGUCGCAACGCGCCCCGACCAGGCCAUUCCAUGGUGGGACCGGAUGUCUAGGCCGACCAUCGAGCCCGGCAUCGGCAUCUGGGCCGAGAAGCUCAACAUGACAACUAUUUUUGAGGAGGAGGAGGGGAAUGUUCGGACCGUGCCCGCCACGAUCUUGUGCGUAAAGCGCGGUGGCAACAUGAUCACCGACAAGAAAUGGCCCGAGAAGCAUGGCCACUAUUCUGUGCAAGUUGGCUACGAGCGGUACACCCCUGACGAGAAGGAGAAGAAUAGCAAGAAGGCGAUACAGAUUAAGCGCCUGGCGCGCAAUGAGUGCCCACCUUUGAGAAAGAUCAAGGACUUCCGCAUCAGGCCCCAAGACUGGGUGAAGUGGGAGGUCGGACAGAAGGUAUGGCCAUCAGACUUCCUCGAAGAGGGUGACACAGUGGACGUGCACGGCUGGGCGAAAGGAAAGGGCUUUGCAGGAAGGAUCAAGAGAUGGGGCGGCAAGCGCGGUCCCAUGACGCAUGGUUCCAAGCACCACAGGAGAGAAGGUUCCAUCGGAGCCGCUCGCCCCAAGCGUGUCUUACCUGGCAAGAAAAGGGCCGGCUGGAUGGGUGUCUGCAAGAGCAUCGCCCACAACCUCAAGGUGCUGAAGAUCAUGGAUCGCAUCGACGAGGACAACAUGCCCGAGUCCAUUAUCGUGGUCAAGGGCUCCGUGCCGGGCUACACCGCGCACUGGGAGAGCGGCGGCUCCUACGUCUGGCUGCACAAGUCCAAGAAUCGGCAUGACGGCCGCUUCAAGCGGGACCCGGUCUGGCUUUGGUACUACCACAAGGGCGAGGACGUGGAUCCCUUAGUGCCCAUCCAGGACAAGGCCUGGACAUGGAAGACCAUGUUCGGCCGUGACAUUCGCUGGAUCACCCACGAAGUCAAGAAGCACUGGCCGGACGGAUUCCCUGGGUAUGACCACAUCAUGGAUCCUUUCUAUGACGACUGCGACCCACACAUCGCGCUGAAAGCCUCGGUCGCGGACUCCUCGGUUGCGGACUCCUGGCUGCAGGUGCAUCAUGGGCUCGGUCGAGCCCACCGACGCACCGCCUUCUUUCUGGAGCCAAGCAGCUUCAAGAAGUAUAUGUACGAGGCAGACGAAGGUCCCAUCAAGCCGCCUGUCAUCCCAAAGGGCCCGGUCGUAGACCAAAGUGGCAAGGUUUCUGGGCAGACAACUCUUGAGAAGACCAAUGGGCAAACGCCAGAAAGCAAGGAGCUGGACCGAGUACCUCUCGGUGCAAAGGCACCACCGGGAGAAUUUCCUCCACCGAAAGGCCCAGACAGGAUACCUCGCAGCGAUGGGCCCGUCGAGCACAAGCUUGACAAGGAAGCUGACAAGGCUGAAAAGGAGGUGGAGGAUGAACUGGCUGACAUGGAGGAUGCGGACGAGAGCGACUUGAAGACCGAGGAAGCGAAUAUGGUGGAGGACGAUGGAGGCAGCUGA